Molecule: messenger RNA, 1898 nt
Organism: Pyricularia oryzae 70-15
Lineage: Eukaryota; Fungi; Ascomycota; Sordariomycetes; Magnaporthales; Pyriculariaceae
Exons: 1
Coding region: 344-1414 (356 amino acids)
Source: RefSeq, a predicted model, not a curated record
ACGUGCAGCUUUUCAAUUCAACGCGGGCUCAACAAAGAAACCCGUCAAAUUAUCCAGAGGCUGCAAACAAACAACGGGCCUGCCGUUUGCAUGCAAGUGAUGUUUUGGGCGAUGAAAGAAAAAUUUGCAGCCUCACGCAUGAAAUAAAGAGGUCUUUUUCUUUCUUUGAUGAAUAUGCGUCUAAUAAGGACCAACGGAAUCUUGGGCCCGCCACGCCUUUUGAAGACGUUGUUGGCGGCUGAGCCCGCACUCGAAGAAACUAGCGACUAGGAGAUCCUUCCUACCUCUUGAUUGUCAGAACCACCAAAGUCAAAAUCCCAGUAGCCUACCUCGGGUAUUCAAAAUGCCAGCGUCAAAAACAAAUGCAGCCAACGAGCCCAUGGUGACGGCUAGCACACCCAUGCCGCCAGGGUACCGCUUCGUCUCCAAGGGCAACGUCUACAUCACCAAGAACUGCCGCAAGAAGACGCAAGCGGCCGGCAAGACCGUCUAUGUCGUGGUCGAAUCUCUAAAGACCAAGCGCGUCAAGACGCUGGGCAUCCGGGUCCCCACCGACAUCUACAGCGAGGUGGCCGAGUCGGAGCGGCAGACGCGGACGGCGCGGGCCACCAACGUCCAGAAGCGCGACGACGCGGGGCUCCGCGCCUUUGAGCUGGAGCUGCGCCGGCUGUUCCCACAGGCCCCUGCAGAUGCCGCCGAGACGGUCGCCCGACACGCGCUCGUCAAGCGCUCCCGGCGCGUCGGCAGGGCCGGCACCAUGGACAUGGACAAGAAGGUCAGGCUGGCCGUCACGGCGCACAUCCGCCACCGCCACACCGACUACGACGCCAUGCUCGCCCGCGGCGUGCCGAGGGAGGAGGCCAGGACCAAGGUCUGGGCGAGGAUCGUCGAGGUCGCCGACGGCUGGGCCGGGCGGCCCGGCUCGCUCAAGAGUCACGCUGCCGCCGCCAGGAAGGAGAAGAAGCUCGCGCGGAGGAGGGGUGACGGCAGGGGAUCGGGACGGUCGGGUUCAAGUCCAGCACCCGGGGGCGGCGGAGGAUCGAAAAACGUGGCCAGGAAGACGAGGACCGCGGAGAAGAUGAACAAAACCAACAACGGCAAACCUCUACCCGUGGCCAAGCCCCUCCCGGAUCACGUUGGGAAGAACACAAAGCUCAAGCUUGCGCUGAGGCCGAUCGGUGUGGCCAGGCGGAAACCACUCCCUCAGGUCAAAAGACAUAACAACGCAAAGCAGCCCGCCGAUCGUCCUGGCGGGACCGAUGGCGACCCUUUUGUGAUAUCCGAUGACGACUUCCCACAUCCCGAUGAUGACUUUGACGGCGCUAGUGAGGAGGCGGAUGAUGACGACGACUUCUUUACCGAGUCGGAUAUAUACGAUUCGGAGGACUCGGACUACUACGACGAGGCUGAUUGACUCGGAUGGCAGCGCAUAUGAUCCAUUUUCUCGUGCGACAACUUUGGUUUUGUUUCUUUGGGUUGCUGCAGUCAUUUGGGGUAAACUUGUACCGGCGCCUGACUGCCGCUUACCUGCCGCUUGCCCCGUGGAGAUGAUGGAGCUGCAAAUUGUGCUUUUCUUCUUGUUGGCAUGCACAUAAUCUUCGAGCAAGUAAGUAUACGCGGGUAAGAUUGUAAUUGAUUGAAUAUGUUUGUUUGCCAAGCUGGUUAGCAUCAUGUUCGACGUGGAACUAACGGAAAGGGUGGCAAAGGCGGUCUUUUCUUUUUCUUUUCUUUUUUUUUUUCUGUGUGUCAGUAGUGUCUUGUCGAUUGUUUAUUGUUUUUCCCCCUUUCACACAAAUCCCGAGCAGAUCCGGGCGGAGAUGUCGAAUAAAUAAUGUAUUUCCAUCCCAUUUGAGCCAGUUCUGGCCAAGCAAUGAGAAAAGAUUGGGAUGCACGGCAGA